AUGACUUUCUCUCAGAUUUCCUUUUCCCUCAAUCCUGCGCAGAAGGACUUCGUAGAACGGGUAUCUAUGGUUUUAGCCAGGUUUAAGGGCGAUGAUUACUACGCUUACGAGCAAACCGGUGCAUGGUAUCUCGGCCUUGGAAUCCAUGCCUCAUUGCUAGUCGACGCCAAAGGAGAGACUGCUACGGUCAUUACCGGGGCGCGGCGUGAAGAACAUCCGGUUCAAAGCUCCCUUGCUCAGACGGCGCGCGACUUUCUCUCCAAUCACGCUAGACCCGGUCAUAAAACCUUCGGGCAAGUUGGGUAUAAUUACGCCGCCCACGUCCGGGGAAUACCAUUUCAGUCGGGCCAUUGGCCGCUGUUAAGUCUCCUGGUUCCACGCACAGAGAUCACAUUCCACCAAGACCAAGUCACUCUGACUGGGUCCAACGAUGCGGAAUUAAAGGAGCUGUCGGCACUUAUCAUUGGCGACACCUCUAUCGAACUGGGUCCCUGCCUGAAUAUUGAUACGAAGGACCCCACAGGAGAAUAUAUCGCUCGUGUUCAGCGAGCGCAGGAGGAAAUCGACGAGGGAAAUUAUACUAAGGUCAUUCCCUCGCGUGCCGUGCAUCUUGCGGGGCGUGUGGACAUGGCAGCAACGCUUCUGCGCGGUCGACGGGCCAACGAUCCGGCCCGCAGUUUUUCAUUCAGCCAGGCCGAAUUCCAGGCAACAGGCUUUAGUCCGGAGCUGGUAAUGUCCGUCCAGGAUGGCAUCGUGGCCACCGAACCGCUCGCUGGAACACGAUCGCGCCUUGGCACAUCGGAGAAGGUGGAAAGGCUGGCGGAGGAGUUGACACACGAUACAAAGGAAAUCGUGGAGCAUGUUAUUUCGGUCAAGGAGGCUAUGACGGAACUGGAGCAACUGUGUGUGCCUGGCACGGCAGCGACAAAUGACUUGAUGUCCGUUCGCGCUCGCGGUAGCGUGCAGCACCUAGGAUCUCGGGUUUCUGGUAAGCUGGCAGCAGACAAGGACCCAUGGGAUGCCCUAGCGGUCAUUUUCCCCUCAAUUACAGCGUCGGGGAUUCCGAAACAGGCAGCCCUAGAGGGAAUCCAACGUCUAGAAAGCGAGCCCCGCGAGCUAUAUUCCGGCGCCGUCUUGAUGCUGGACGGACCUGAAUCCUUCGAGGCUUCGCUCGUUCUGCGCACCGUAUUCCAAGACCACCAUCACUCGUGGGUCCAGGCCGGGGCCGGAGUCAUCACGCAGUCCAAACCUGACCGAGAACUCACGGAAACUCGCGAGAAAUUGGCCAGUGUUGCCCCAUUUGUGGUCGCAGAGUAA
This is a messenger RNA of Aspergillus affinis, 1317 nucleotides long. Its product is annotated as ADC synthase. The record is from RefSeq and is a predicted model, not a curated record. Lineage: Eukaryota; Fungi; Ascomycota; Eurotiomycetes; Eurotiales; Aspergillaceae. Gene Ontology annotation, biological process: L-tryptophan biosynthetic process. The coding region runs from base 1 to 1317 and encodes 438 amino acids. Gene Ontology annotation, molecular function: isochorismate synthase activity; oxo-acid-lyase activity. The transcript has a single exon.